Syngnathoides biaculeatus (alligator pipefish) is the source of this 2027-nucleotide messenger RNA. RefSeq names its product annexin A13 (gene anxa13). Gene Ontology annotation, molecular function: calcium-dependent phospholipid binding; calcium ion binding. Gene Ontology annotation, cellular component: cytoplasm. The coding region runs from base 236 to 1186 and encodes 316 amino acids. The transcript is spliced from 11 exons. The record is from RefSeq and is a predicted model, not a curated record. NCBI's taxonomy places the organism in Eukaryota, Metazoa, Chordata, Actinopteri, Syngnathiformes, Syngnathidae.
ACUUGUUUGGCUGUGGGCGGCGCGGCCGUGCUUGAUGACGUCACAGCGCCCCCCCCCCCUCCUCCCUGCUCUUUCACUUGUCGUUCCCAUCUCGGAGCGGAGCGGACCGGACCGGACCGGACCAGAUUUGAGCGGACGUGCCGAGCCAGCGAGCGUCGAGACCCGCAGACGAAGGCCCACCGCAGCUCCUCCUUGACUUUGUCCUCGUCCUGGUUCUGGUUCUGGUCCUUGAGUCAUGGGGAACUGCCAGCCCACCGUCGUGCCCUACGAGGACUUUGACGUGAUGGCGGACAUCAAGGUCAUCCGGAAAGCCUGCAAGGGACUCGGCACCGACGAGCAGGCCAUCAUCGACAUCCUGGCCAACCGCAGCUCGGAUCAGCGCCAGGAAAUCAAGCAGGCGUACUACGACAAGUACGACGACGAGCUGGCGGACGUGCUGAAGCGCGAGCUGUCGGGCAACUUCGAGAAGGCGGUCCUGGCCAUGCUGGACCCGCCCCUGGUCUACGCCGUCAAGGAGCUGAGGAGGGCCAUGAAGGGGGCGGGCACCGACGAGGACGUGCUGGUGGAGAUCCUCUGCACCGCCACCAAUGCCGACAUCGCUAUGUUCAGGGAGUGCUACUUCCAAGUGCACGAGCGGGACCUGGACGCCGACAUCGAGGGGGACACCAGCGGCGACGUGAGGAACUUGCUCAUGGCCCUCAUGCAGGGCAACCGUGACGAGAGCUACGAGGUGGACGAGGAGCUGGCGGAGCAGGACGCCACCUGUCUCUUCGAGGCGGGCGAGGGUCGAUUCGGGACCGACGAGUCGACCUUCAGCUACAUCCUGGCGUCCAGGAACUACCUGCAGCUCCAGGCCACCUUCAAGAUGUACGAGCAGCUGUCCGGCACGGACAUUUUGGACGCCAUCGAGAACGAGACUUCGGGCACGCUGAAGAGAUGCUACGUGGCUCUCGUGAGGGUGGCCAAGAACCCGCAGCUGUACUUCGCCAGGCGCCUGAACGACGCCAUGAAGGGGGCGGGGACCGACGAGGACGCGCUGGUGCGCAUCAUCGUGUGCCGCUCGGAGUACGACCUGGAGACCAUCAAGGAUUUGUACCUGGAGAAGUACGACGUGUCCCUGAAGGACUCGCUGAGGGACGAGUGCAGCGGCGACUUCAAGCGCCUCCUGCUGGCCGUCUGCCAUUGAACCCCCCCCCCCCCCCCCCUUUUGAGCGCCUUAGUCACUAACCAAUCCAUCCCGGGUCAGUUUCGGAACCAUUUUGCGACUUUUUUUUUGCGCAGGAAGUGCCUCGGGUUGCAACUACUGAGCAAAGUUUUUCCUCCAAAUUCUUCGUGAUUCAUUUUUUUUUUUUUUGUCUUUCUAAAAUGAUCCAUCCGUGGGAAAAAAAUGACCUCACGUGGUUCCGCUGGUGCUAGCGUUUGUCGUUUGUCACGUGCGAUUUGUUAUCCGCGGCCCGCGCGUGUCUGCGAUCGGCGCGACCGCCGCGGGACGUCGCGCUUUCCCGCUUUUCCCACCGUUCGGAGCAAACGUUUGCGAACGAGAGCAACAAACUGCCGCGGUUCGAACCCCGCAAAGUCGCGUACCGUCAGGUUCAACUCCAAAAUGUGGGGGGGGGGGGUUGCUUUUUACUUAAAGAAGGUUUAUGAAGGAUAUGAAAAGUUACGUGAAGACAGUUGGAGAGAUGGAAUUUGAUUUUGUUUGUAUCUUAAAGAAACGAUGUAUUCAUUUCCAGACUAUUUUGUCCACCAAUACUGCACCGAGAAAUACUUGACAGACACCACUACGCCUCAUCUUCUAUUGUAUUUUUUAAAAUAUUACACUACUAACAGAUACAACGUGACGUAAUUUAGAGUCGUGUACCGCAUGUGACGUGUCUUUGAUGGAUUUGGAGGACGUGAUUGUGGCAGCUGAGUUGCAUUCAUGUACCGCUCGUAUAAAACAUUCGACUGAAAGCAUCCACUCCAAAUAUUUGCCGACUGUGUUUGCCAAGGAAACGUAGCACAAAAUAAAAGUUUCGUGUCCUCAA